AUGUCCAAAGACUCCUCCCCAACCUACAUCCACAUGCACCACCCCCGACUGGCAGACUACUUCGAGGACUUCACGCGGCCGCACUCAUCGCUGUACUCCAACCUCGCGGCGGCAGCCGCCCAGCAGCCACAGCACCACCACCCCCCACCGCAACAACACAACGGAAGCGGCUCCGCGACAGCAGCAGCAGUGACAUACGGCUCCGCCGCCUCCCCCGCGACCAUGGUCCCCUCUUUUCUCCCCAUAGAGGACAUCUACGUCCCGCCGCAGUACCAGCCUCUCAACCCGGAAGACGAGGACGAUAUCGUGCCCGACCAGCACGCCGCGUUCGGCAUCACGCGCGCCAUGGACGCCGCCACCGCGACUCGCAGGGAGCCCGUAUGGAGGGAUUUUGGCCUUCACGAGCUCGUCCGCGGUGCGCGUGUCGGUGGUGGCUCCACUCACGGUCCUCAUGGCGGCGGUGCUCUGCAUGGCCAUGGCCUUACCGCGGGGUUUCUGCCUGCUGCUGCCUUGUCUGGCUCGUCGGCUGUUGCGGCGGGUUGGCGGUUGAAACAAGCGGGGGCGUUGAUGGGUGGGAGGAGGACGAGAUGUUUGCGGUAG
Molecule: messenger RNA, 600 nt
Organism: Rasamsonia emersonii CBS 393.64
Lineage: Eukaryota; Fungi; Ascomycota; Eurotiomycetes; Eurotiales; Trichocomaceae
Product: Apc13 domain protein
Exons: 2
Coding region: 1-600 (199 amino acids)
Biological process (GO): positive regulation of mitotic metaphase/anaphase transition
Cellular component (GO): anaphase-promoting complex
Source: RefSeq, a predicted model, not a curated record